GGAACACACAUGCAGUUUGUGCCAAGCUCUUUUUUAGCUCAGGACAGGGAACAAGACAUGGGGACAUUUUUCUUAAGUCUCUCCUCAUCUGUGUGCUGCUGAGGAGUCAAGCAAGUAAAAGUAUCAGGUGUAAAAUAUUGAUGGGGCAACAGGUGUGAUCCUAAAAGCGAAGCAGGUCUUUUCCCUUCUGAUCGAUGUAUCACACAGCGAGGGGCUGCCAGCACCCCCGCCACAGGCUGAACCACGGACCUCAGUACUGAUUCACCGAGCCUCACUCCUCCUACAGGAGGAGGAGGAGGAGGAGGAGGAGGUGGCGGUGAGCGGGCAGAGGGAGGUCACGGAGACCAGCCGCUCGUCCGGGAGCUGUGGUUCAUCGUAGUGGUGGCAGCCGUCGCCCUGCUGCUGCUGGCCAUCGUGUUAGGUGUCAUACUCCAUAAGGUGAGUUAUUUUGUGUUAUACGGUAUGUCAUGCCAGGAAAGGCAUGACCCCCAAAAGCACAGUUCAGUAUCUAUCUUCUCCUUCCUUGAUCCUGCUCCAGGCCCUGAACAAACCCCCCUUCACCAGAGAGAGACCCCCGCUGGUGGCCCUGCCCAUGCAGAGGAGGAGCCCCAUGGCUGUUUAUCCACCCAGCAACUCUGUUUUGUUUGACACUGUGCCCGACACAACAGGCUUCUCCAACAGCGUAACACUCAAAGGCUUCACCAUGAAGAUAGAGGUAAAAAAAACAAUUCCUCACCACAUACAAAAACAAAUGCAGCUGCACACGUGCAUGACAUUAAUAUCUGUCUCUCUCCGCUCCCGCCAGGAAGUGCUGGAAGUUAAAUGCGAGCCAAUCGAUGAGGUCCCGCCGCAGGGCGAGCUGGGGAUCCUCAGUGUGAACUCCCUGAGGCGCAGCGUCAGCCAGAUGAUGGACGGGAAGUCCCUCACGGGAGACGACGAAGCGUGGGACCCCAACAUUUCAGGCCAUGACAGUGGGAUGUUUAUGGACGACGAGGAAUUUGUCGACACCGUCAAAGGUUUCAGCACGGUGAGGAAGGAGCACACGAUGUUCACAGAUACCAACCUGUGACCUGAGGAUGACCUUUGACCCUGACGGGCUCGGGAUGUUUAACAUUUUGACAAGCGAGGCCACUCGCUCGCGUAAACAAAACCCCGACCAGUUAAAGUGUCAUCGUAGCUGGUUAAGAGUCGUAAAGAGGUCAGACGAGGGGAAGUUUCUUCUCUCUCACGAUGAAAAAAGGAAGGAAGAGGAGCCAAACGGGACUUUUGACAAGAUAACUGGAGGAACUGUUGCAACUGGGAGGAGAAAGGAAGUGUGACAACAUUAACACACAACUGGUGAAGAUACAUUGUUUUUGAGUGGGAAGGAGGAAGCAGCUGCUUUUACUGAGAACUCAGAAUACAGACUCAGAGCACACAUUGAGAAAACACAAGAAACCAAAGAUACUGUGGUGAUGCAGCAGAACAGAGUGUUCUAUUUGAGUACUUUUAUCUGGUAGUUUUGUAAGAGGCCUACUUAACAUUUUCAUUUUACAGGCACAUUUUCAACCAGCUCUCCAUGACUGGACACUUUUGUCAUCUUGACAUAUCUUUGGAUGCUUUGUGGUAAUGGAAUAAGCAAAACCUGUUGUGAACUGUCUGUCUGGUGAGUCCAAGGACACACUUUCAUAUUAAUGUAUUUAAGUUAUGAACAACGAGGAGUGGCACUAAUGAAAAGGAAACAUAGCAAUUAUCAAAUCUCACUUUUCAGGUUCUCUUCAGGUACUUUGGUCGUACUUACUGACUUUUAGACUACUGGUUAUCUUUUAUAAGGUAUAACUUAUUUUUAAUUAAAAAAGCUGCACCUGUGUCAAUGUCACAGACGUGAAAACCGUGCAUCUCCAAAUUUGGUGAUUCUGUUUAUUUUAGACAAACCACAGGAUUAAAGUAUUCCUUUAUAGUUUGAGAAAAUCUCUUGCUUGCUACCAUAAAUAAAUCAUAUUAUU
Messenger RNA from Sebastes umbrosus (honeycomb rockfish), 1985 nucleotides. RefSeq names its product usherin. The coding region runs from base 482 to 1069 and encodes 195 amino acids. Lineage: Eukaryota; Metazoa; Chordata; Actinopteri; Perciformes; Sebastidae. The record is from RefSeq and is a predicted model, not a curated record. The transcript is spliced from 4 exons.